Molecule: messenger RNA, 1622 nt
Organism: Vitis riparia (riverbank grape)
Lineage: Eukaryota; Viridiplantae; Streptophyta; Magnoliopsida; Vitales; Vitaceae
Product: putative Peroxidase 48
Exons: 4
Coding region: 79-1206 (375 amino acids)
Biological process (GO): response to oxidative stress; hydrogen peroxide catabolic process
Cellular component (GO): plasmodesma; plant-type cell wall
Molecular function (GO): heme binding; peroxidase activity
Source: RefSeq, a predicted model, not a curated record
UUUUCCCGCUUUCAUGUGUAUACGAAUUUGCCUUCUUUCUUGUUUCUUCUUUUUCGUUUUCUCCAUGAACAACUGAAUAUGCAGAGCUCCACGUUUCGUUUGGCAUUUUUGGUAGUGUUGAUCUCUGUGCUUCUCUCUCUCAGAGAUCCUAGCAAGGGUGAACCACAAAACCAUGCUAUUCAUGGCAUUUCUCCCCCAAAACUUGAUCAUCAGCCUUCUCUGGAAUACGAUUUUUACCGCAAUUCUUGCCCAAAAGCUGAGUCCAUCGUCAGAUCGAGCAUGGCUCAAAUUUUCGCUGCCCACAGCGACACCCCUCCAGCUCUUUUGCGCCUGUUGUUCCAUGAUUGCUUUAUUCAGGGAUGUGAUGCUUCCAUACUUCUGGAUGAUAGCAAUGAGAGCACGAACCGAUCAGCUGAAAAGCUGGCCAUUCCUAAUCAGACCUUGAAGGGUUUUGACAAAGUCGAAAAGAUCAAGGAAGAGCUUGAAAAAGCUUGUCCUGGGGUUGUCUCUUGCGCUGAUAUUCUUGUGCUUGCCACCAGAGAUGGCAUUGUCCUGGCUGGUGGCCCAUUCUAUCCAGUUUUUACUGGAAGGAGAGACAGUAAUCAAUCCUACUUUCAAGAAGCCAUGGAUGAUAUUCCAAAGCCGGACGGUAAUAUUACUCAAACACUUGGUCUAUUCACUCUUAGAGGAUUCAAUGAAAGAGAAACAGUGAGUUUAUUAGGAGGUCAUAGCAUUGGCAAAAUCAGCUGUGAAUUCAUACAAGGACGCCUCUUCAACUUCUCGGGGACAGGGCAGCCAGACCCAAGUAUAGCCUCUGAUUUCCUUGAUGAAAUGAGACGGAAUUGCCAAGACAGUGGCAACAGCAGCAAUGGCACGGCUUCUCCUCCCAUGGUAUCAAGGGCUAUGAGUGAGUUAACCUUGGGGAUGACAUACUAUCAAGGAUUGUCAUCUUCAGUCUCAUCUGGUUCUGCUUUUGACACCCAUUACUACCAGAGCUUGCUGCAAGGGAGAGGACUUCUUUUUUCUGAUCAGCAAUUGAUGGCUGAAGAGAAGACAGAAAGAUUGGUCAGAGCUUAUGCUUCUGAUGAUGGGUCUACCUUUCAAAUAGACUUCGCUCGCUCUAUGAUGAAGAUGUCGAGCCUCAGUGUCCUGACUGGAUCUCAAGGUCAGGUCCGGCUCAACUGCUCAAAGAUGGUCAGCUCCUAACUGAACCCCAUAUUGGCAGCCUGAGAAGAUUUCCCAUGUUCUUCUUGCCUGUUUGGAAGACUUUGCUCCUUGUCUUGAAUAUAUUUUUUAUUGAAGAACAAACGAAUAUCUCUUCCUUUGCUCUUGUCUCUGCUCAUCUCAGGCAUUUGGCAUUGAUGCUGCAUAUGAAGACUGUUGACACGGCAGACAGAAAUCCCAUCAAGUGUAAUCUAGGCAGUUGAAAUCUUUAGUGUACAUGAAUACGGUUAACUCAGUAUACACAGCAUACAUCCUGUAACAUUGUGAUUGUUGAGCAAAUUACCAUCUCUCAUGUGUCUGUAUGCUUAAUAUCUAGUUCCAUACAAUAGAAAAAAACUCAAUAUACAUUGUAUUUCAUAUUAAAAUUCUGAAUCUAUUGCUCUGCUGCUUUUGUUCUC